GGACUCCGACGAGGAAGGCACACAGUCGUCAGGACUGGACUCGGGCCCGUGGUUCACACUCGACGUUCACAAGUUCAGUCCUGAGAGUGAGUGAGCUUCACUGAGAUCGGUCGGCGAUCGAGAUUUCAUGCCAAUAGACGAUCGCCUAUCGCGACAGGAUUGAUUCAAGGAUUCGGGGAAUUUUUCGGACGCCAUGCAGGCUCAUCCUCUAGCUAGAAUGUCAGGAACAGGUCCUCCCAUAGCUCCCGAUGGAUGGGGAUGGAGGGCGGGACGUAAGGUCCAAGAUAUGUACUUCUAUUCUCCUCAGGAGGAAUGUUUUCGCUCCAAAUGUAAGUUGAAUGAGUAUCUCUCGGGUCUUGGCUCUUCAGGACCUUCGCCGUCUGAUUUCUGUUGGAGACCCACUUUGCAGACUUUGCGAGGCCCUGGAACAGAGGGAGAAGAAAGGGAGCGAGGCACAUUCACGCAGGAGAAGCUGGAAUUGACACGUGGCUUAGGUGCCGGAAAGAGGGAGGGUCUCAGAUCUGAGGCUUUGCGACGGAAGUUGUCAGCAAGAGAGGCGGUCGGAAGCUCCAGUGGACGGAUAGAGGAUUUCGAAUCUGCUUCGAAAACCAGCGAGAUUUAUUUCAGCAGAGUCUCGCACUGUUUGAAAGCUAUGCUCAGUUCUUCAAAGGGAAUCUCUGAUCAUCAUCUCGAUGAAUUUGUUAGUGAGGAGUACAGUUUCUGCAUGGAAAAGGCUUUCCCCUCGAGCGUGAGGCUGAAGCCUCUGAGGAAGGGACCUUUCAUGAGACAGCAGCGAAUUCCGGUCACAGAAACAGAUCUAGAUGUUAAGGAAGUACGCUCUUCCAAAGAAGACGAAGGUGUACAGCAGAGAGACGACGUAGGUUCCUCUGUCCCCGACAUGGAGGUUAUUGAGAAAUUUGGCUCAGUUCGUGUGUCUCAUCUGCAUGGAGGAGAAUCUUUGUAUAGACAAUCGAUGUCUAUGGAAUCCAGGGAAAUCUCUGCAAAGACAGGCUUACAAGACCAGACCGCCGAGUUUGUUUUAACAGAUAAGAAGCAAGGACACCCUGAGCAAGAAUAUCUCGAAGAUUUGACCGCACCACAUGAGCAGGAAGAUUAUAUGCCAGCCAAUUUGAUGACGGAAGUUAUGGAUUCAAGUCCGAAAAUCGAGUCCCACCAAACAAAACUGAUACCUUCUGUUACCAAAAUAACCAAGAAAAGAGGGGCAAGGAAAUCAGUUCAGCUUGACGAACCAAAGAAACGUGCUGGAAGAAAGAAGGGACAGUCAAAAGCAGUUAAAACAAGCGACCAGCUUGGAUGUAACCAGGAGACUCCCGCAACUGAAGCCGCAGGGAGUGGAAAAAGAAGAAGAGUGAAUUCGACACGAACCAAAAAGUCUGAAAUUGUGAAAAGUGAUCGGAGAAGCCAGCCGAAAAGGGGCCGGGAACAGAUUAGAAUUACACCAGAGGGAGCUCCUGACUCGGAAAAAGAACCUACCUCUCCGAAGACUCUUCAUCAGCACUUCACGCCAAAGGUCAAGUUGGACUUCGACGUAGUUCGAAAGAAGGAGGUGGUGCCUGUAAGGAUCAUCUCCAACUCUAUACCAAUUGUCGAGUUUCCACCAGAAUCGAGCUCGUCCAUGGAAGUAGACGUAUUCGAGACAGAAGCAUCACCGUUCAAGAAGUCGAUGAGAGAUACGACGCAGGGUGUGGAAUUGCCAGCAAAACCUUUUACCAAUGAAAUUCGCUCUACAAAGGAUGAUGAAAAAUAUAUUGCGAUGUUGGAAGGAUCGCUUCGCUCCAUCGGAGAGGAGGUGAAAGUGCCUGGUAAAGAGAAAGCUAGUUAUAGUAAGCCCUCUAGCGUGGAGGUCCAAGUUGGUCCCGAUCACAUGUCGAUUAUAGAUGAACUUUUAGAACUCCCGACUGUAAAAAGAAGAUGUUCUCCUCAUCCAGAACGACCCGCUCGUUAUUCAUUUUUGGAUGUCCUUAGAUCUGAGAGAAGUCAUGAAUGGCUGAACGAUCCGGUGACUCGAGCACGUUUCCUGGAGGAAGCAGAGAAGUUGAGCGAGAAAACCAAUGAAGAGAUCAAGGAAAUGAGUGAUGCGCUUGCACAAAGGGUAUAUGAUCAAAAGGUUGAAGAAUGCCUAGAAGAAAUGUUGGUGAGUUGGGCCGGCGUAUGUUGCAGCUGAACGCCAAAGCAACACAUUGAGAACUCUUGCAGGUGAAUUGAGAACAUGCAAAAGGAUAUGCUAUAACGAACAAAUUAAUUGCUUGCAUCAGUUGCUACCAUAUAUGAACACAUGACUAGCCAUGAGGCUUAUCUCUCCUCGGCCACGCUAGAAUAAGUAGACUGGUUCUGACUAGAACCAGUGAGCUUCAAGCCAGAUGAUCUCCGAGGUGUUUUGGUCCAUAUCUAUGAAGCCAUCACUCACAGUUACAUGAAGAGUUGAAUAUACUAUGUAUUAGAAAAAUGAUAGGAAGACCCAUCAAGUCUAACAAGGUACAAAACCAUCGAAUAACAGCGACUAUACAUAUUACUAUUGGCUACCUUGAACUGCAUUUUAAUAUGAUAUAUAUACCACAACAGUUAGUAUGUAUGAAUUAUCAAACAUGAAAAAUAGAACCACAUGAUUAUAGCUCUUUGAUCUAUAACAAGGGUCUGUCCGUGGCGUGACAUUAAGUUGAAACCCUGGGUCUGGACAUGCCUGGGGCAUCUCCUGAUUUGACUCUGGAAUGGUUGUUUCCAAGCCUGGCAAGCAGGAGAUGGAAUACUUAGGAACAGUU
Messenger RNA from Marchantia polymorpha subsp. ruderalis, 2780 nucleotides. The record is from the annotation of a GenBank genome assembly. Lineage: Eukaryota; Viridiplantae; Streptophyta; Marchantiopsida; Marchantiales; Marchantiaceae.